Messenger RNA from Thrips palmi, 2179 nucleotides. RefSeq lists its product as uncharacterized. Bases 61 to 1830 code for a protein of 589 amino acids. Gene Ontology annotation, molecular function: zinc ion binding. The transcript has a single exon. The record is from RefSeq and is a predicted model, not a curated record. NCBI's taxonomy places the organism in Eukaryota, Metazoa, Arthropoda, Insecta, Thysanoptera, Thripidae.
UUUUAUUCUGAAUAUUCUAUUCCUAUUGUAAGUUUGAGAUUUUAAGACUGUAAUUUAGCCAUGGCUCAGGCAAAGACACCGCCAAAGCCUAUGAGGUUUAAUGAAGGCUAUGCCAAAACCCUGACCGGACAAGACUUAAUGCGGUAUAAGGAUUUAUUGAAGUUGUGUAACAAUGUUGAUCCUUGUGAACUUGUGUGGAAAGAUUGUUCUAAGACCGAAGAUUUCAUUCCAGAUGUUAAUUUAAUACAUAUUGCUAGUUACCUAAUAGACCGAACCAGGGUUACCAGCAUGCAAAGCAUGAAAAAUUAUCAGUCAACAAGGGCUUAUAGAUUUCUCAAUGAUGGUUGGGUUCAACAUGUACGGUUUCACAAGCUUCCCAAUGAUUAUGUUAUUUGUGUUGCUCGAGUUAAGCAUUCUUAUUCUUUUAAUGACCCUGCCCUCCGCCCUUGGGCUCUUGUCAAACUAGAUGGUGAAAUUAUUGCUGGUUGGUGCAAUUGUGAAGCUGGUUGUGGUGAAUCAUGUAAUCAUUUAGCUGCUCUUUUGUAUGCCCUUGAAUAUGGAGCCAAACGCAAGAGAGAAACAACAUGCACCUCAAGAGCCUGUUCUUGGCUGCCUCCUGCUUUGAAAGAAGUACCCCUUUCUGCUGUGCGGAACAUUGAUCUGACUACACCAACCAACAAGCGGAAGAGGCUGUCUGGGGAAGUUGAUGAAGAAUCUCUUGUUGAUGAUCCACCUGCACAUCCUCCUAGACAGGCUCUUGUGUCUCCUGGCACUUUGAGCUCUUUCUUCCAGAAGUUACAUGUUGUCAAACCAGACAGUGCAAUUUUUCGUGUUUUACCCGAGUACUGUGAUCAGUAUGUUCCAGAAGAAAUUGUCCUUCCCGUUGUCAAUAUAUUUGACAGGAACUGCUGUGACCUUUCCUUGAAUGAACUCAGGAUGGAGUGUCGGAGUGACUUCAGCAAAUUUAAAGUGUCCAUCGAGGAAAGAGUUAGAAUUGAGAAAUUAACGCGUAAACAAUAUAAAACUUCAGUGUGGCGCAAAGUGAAAGCAGGAAGAAUUGGUGCUUCAGACAUGCAUGCCUGUCUUCAGACUGGUGUUGACGAUCCCAGUAUAUCACUUGUAGAGAAAAUCUGUAAUCCACUCAAGGAACAUCAUCCGAGUAAGUGGAUGAUAAGAGGUCUUGACUUGGAGGGAGAUGCUAAAACUGAAUAUUUAGAACUCAUGCGCAGGAGCCACACCAACUUUCAAUUGUACAAUACAGGGUUGUACAUAUCACCUGAGUUUCCCUUCAUUGGGGCAUCACCAGAUGGUAAAGUUCAUUGUGAUUGCCAUGGGUAUGGUCUUGUGGAAAUCAAAUGUACCAAAGAUGCCAAUCCUGAUGUAAAUGUGGUGCCAGCCAAUCACUACACACAGAUGCAGACCCAGCUGCUCUGUAUUGGACCAAAGUAUACUUACUGUGAUUACUAUGUAUACCACCCUUCAGGUUCCACUUGCAAGAGAGUUAAUGUGGAUUCUGAGCGUCAAGAUGAAAUUUUAGUUGGUGCAGAAAAUUUUUGUCGUAAAGUCAUACUUCCAGAGCUGAAGGCUCGUUACUUCACUACUUUGAAGCAUCUUUUCCAGCAGUUGUCUCUAUUUGACCCUCACCAGUCCAAUGAUCAGCCUGAUCAACAACCAAGAACUGCUUGUUAUUGUCAACAGGACUGGGACCCUCCAAUGGUUGAAUGUGUUGGAAGAAACUGCACUUUCAGAUAUUUUCAUCUUCGUUGCUUUGGUCUGAAAAGAGUCCCUAAGACCUGGCUCUGCCUGGAGUGCAAACCAUCGGCUGUGUAGUUGUUAAUAAUCCUGUAUUUGAGUUAACAGUAUUUCGUUUUAAUGUUAAAAUUGAGUAAUAGUUUAAGGAAACUCGUUAGCAUCCGCCUUAAGGAAACUUUGUUCAGUCACAUGUUUCCAUAUUUAUUCUAGUUAUUGACUGAUUAUAUUUGUGUUGGCAUUGUAUUGAGGAGACUCAGUUUUUGUAACAUGUUUCCAGAGACCAUAUUCAUUCUAGUUAUUAAUUGACUGAGUUUACAUUGUACUAGGGAGACUAUAUUCUAGUCACAUGUUUCCAGAGACUCUAUUUAUCUAUUCAUUAAUUUUUUGACUGUUUGAGUUUACAUUGUACUACGGAGACUAUGUUCUA